AUGAAAAGUUCUCCACCCCUCGUCUAACUUGUUGUCCUCUUACAUGAAUCCAUUCAGAACCAAAAAGAAAGCAUGAUCGAUGGACGUGGGACAUGUGAAGACUGAUCCGCUGUGUGGACACUUAGGUAUGAAAGAUGUCUGAGGUCGUCUCCCGUGCCAGUAAGGGCCCUGUGGAAAUGGAGCUGCCUGGGCCACAGCACACACUGGCGAACGGGAAAUGGGAGAGUCCCGUCACACUUCUGGACCGGCUUUCCAUAACCAGACGUGUUUGGGAGCUCCUUGAUGAUCAACCAGGGGAAGCUACGGAGCUGCUCUCAGCACAACCACCUGGGACAUUCAUUGUCGCCAGAAACAGCGUGGCAGGUGCCAGGGUCCUCUUUCUUCAGACAGAGGGAAGCCAGAACGAUGCUGUCUGCCAGUUCCCCAUUCAGGAGGACCGUUCAGCUGUUUAUCUCGAGGGCUCCCAGCUGCACUUUAGAGACCUAUUGGAACUGCUCAGCUUCCACAUUGUGAGCAGGGAUAUCCUGCCCUGCCCGCUGAAGAUCCCAGAUGCCUUUCGACUCCGACGCAAGUCUGAACUGGAUGCAGUUGCUGCACUGGGCAUGAAGUUCUGGACGAUGUCUUUUAAAGCCGGCAAUGGGCCGGCAUCGGCCCAAGCAGAAGAAGGCCCCAUGGAGCUGAACGGAAACCCUCCCGAAUCCAGACAGACGGCCUGCUCCAUCCGAGUGACAUCCGAGGAAGGGGCGCUGUGCAUCAUCAACCCGCUGUUCCUCUCGGUGCACAGCGACGUUAGCUGGCUUGACCUUGCGGCGGGACCGUGCCGGAUGAGCAGCAGGAGGGGGACCCUACAGUCCUCAAACGGCUCAACAGAAGCAGCAUCCAGCAAGCAAGGAGCCCAGGAGUGUUCAGAUUAUCCGGGGUCUCUGGAGGAGGACGAGGAGGAGAAGAAGAUGGGCACCAGUGACCGUCCGCUGUGUUCGGCCUCUGUGCGGCGGAAACUCCUUCUCCGCAGCCUGGCCUGGAACAGUUCAGAACCUGCCUUGGAGGAGCCGCAUUCGUCCCCCGAUCUUCUCCAGAAGGAGAUCCGGUCCCCACACCGUGUUUCCUGGAUCGAAGGGGUCCCUGCAGAAUCCCCUCCUGGCUGGCCGCUGAAGAAGUCCAAUUCUGAAUCAUCGCUCCUGAGCGAGAGCAUGCUGCUGCCCCCCAUCCCCGAACUAGAUUCGCUGUCCAUCAGCAGCGUGGAGGACGAGGGCGACGGACUCCCUCUCACCGCCGCCACCUCGCAAAGGAGGCAGCGCCGCUCCUCUGCCAUGCUGACGUACAAGGUGUUCCAACGCCUCUCCGCCAUGGGCAGCGCCCUCAGCGGGUUCCUCUCUGCCGAGCGCCGGGUCUCCAAGCGGGUGCACGAACUGGCCCAGGACCCGUCGACCUAUGUAGGUGGGCUAGUGCAAAGCUUUGUGGGGCACAUCCUUCGGGGCGCCGGGACGCGCCACCCCACCAGCACCGACAUGCUGCAGGAAAUCCGGCAGAUGAUCAGCAACCUCAAGGGGUACCUGUGUGAGAGCUCGGAGCUGCGCACCAUCUGCGAACACAGCGAGGAGGAAGAGAUGGACCUGGGGUGUGUGGUGGAAGGUGCCCUGUACAAAUGCAUUCUGAAGCCGCUCCGGGACUCUAUCUACACCCAGCUGUUGGACUUCCGCACCCGCGACGGGACCCUGGGCAAGUUGCGCGAACAUCAAGUCACCAUGAGCCAGCAGAGCCUGUCCGAGCUGGGCGUGAGAGCCGGCGUGCCGGACGGGCCUGGCCUGGAGCGUGUCCAGGCCAAGCUGAGCCUCAUGCACCAGGCCUACUCGCCCAAGAAGAAGGAGACCCACCUGCUCAAGGUUUGCAAGAUGCUCUACGAAGCCAUGAACCAGAGUGCUGGCAGGACAGACCCGUUUGGUGCUGAUGACUUCCUGCCGGUUCUCAUCUACAUGCUGGUGAACUGCGAUGUUGUGUCGGUGCAGCUGGAUGUGGAAUACGUGAUGGAAUUGAUGGAUCCCAGCCAGCUGCAGGGAGAAGGUGGUUAUUACCUCACAACCUGGUUUGGGGCCCUCUACCACAUCGUGAACUUCCAGCCGGCUGCCAUGGUGACGCGGCAAAUCAGUAUUGAGGCCCAGCGCUCCAUCCACCAAUGGCAUCGCCGCCGUACUAUCCACCACCACCAUCACCACCAGGGUAACCGGCGUAAUUCACAGAACAUCCUCUAUGUCUCCUUCCUCGAACCUUUCAGCAACCAGAAAACCAUCUUCGUUCCCACGGACAUGACAACAGCAUCGGUGUGCGCAGUGUGCGCUGAGAAGUACAGCAUCUCCGACCAGGAGGCCUACGGCCUUUUCUUGGUGUCGGGUGACUCCUCCCAAAUCUUGGCUGGGGACAGCCACCCUCAGAAGCUCCGUUCGGAUAGCCUCCAAUCUCAAGGGGCCCCCGUGAGUUUCGUUUACAAGCCCAAAGAUGGAGUUCUGCCUGCCGCCAGCCCCCCUCCUCUUCUGAACCCCAACAGCAAGACUGAGACCCAAGAACCCCCGGGAAGUGAGCAUACGGGGAAAUUGGCGGCAGAUUGAAUACAGUCUCAGAACUUUCCAGAAACUUCUAUUCAUUGUCUUGAGGGUUGCUCGAGAUGGUGGGCUUCUGGUUUGGCAGAAAUUUUAGGAAAAAACCUUGAAGCUGAUUGGUGGGAGAUUCAGGCUAGAGAAAAGGAAGUCCUUCUUCACACAGCACAGAGUUAUACUAUUAAAUUUACCACCACAAGAGGUAAUGAUGGCCACCAACCUGGAUGGCUUUAAAAGGGAGUUAGACAGAUUCAUGGAGGCUGAGGCUAUCAGUGGCUACUAGCCCUGGUAGCUAUAUAUAAUACCUCCUGUAUCAGAGGCAGGAUGCCUAUGUACUCUAGUUGCUGGAGAGCAUGCGUUGGAGAGUGCGGUUGCACUGGUGUCCUACCUGUGGGCUUCCUAGAGGCAGCUGGUUGGCCUCUGUGUGAACAGAAUUGAGAAAUAGAUCGUAGGUCUUUUGUCUGAUUUAGCGAGACUCUUGUAUUCUUCUAUUAAGGUCUCAGUCCGCCGUGAAGGUAGCAGAAUGGUCCUCCGUCUCCUUCAUCUGAAAGCUGUAAGGGAGCAAGAAGUGUGCGACGUUUGGCCCACCUGGGUUUCCCCUCCCAAGAAUUCUCUCUGUCACUUAGACCAAAGCCAAGCAGCCCAGGUUGAGCGGAGUGCCCUUUUUUUUCUUUCUGAGGCUCACCAAUGUGGAAAUAAAGCUGCUUUCUAGGUUGAACAUUGGGAAGGAAGGAAGGAAGGAAGGAAGGAAGGAAGGAAGGAAGGAAGGAAGGAAGGAAGCCGUAGCUCAGUGCCAGAGCGGAUGCUUUGCAUUUAGAAGGCCCCAGGUCCCAAUCCUUGGAAUCUCCAGUUUAGGGGAUGCGAAAGCCCUACCUGUGCCUGGAUCCCUAGAGCUGCCAUCACUGGGCACUCAAAGAGUCUGACCUGGCUUGUAUAGGGCGGCUCUCUCUAUGAAUGAGUGCCUACUCAGGGUCUCUUAAGGGCUGAAUCCUAACUAAUUGAAGCCCUUGCUUCAGAACCUGUGAAUUGUCUUGCUAGAUCACAGCCAAGGUCCAUUUGAAUCCGGAAUUGCAUCUCCCACUGUGGUCAGCUGGACAUCUCUCAGAACAGGCCUGAUGUCGACCCAUGGCAUGAUCUGGCAAAGGUCAGGCCCCUGGUAGGGCCGGCUGAAACCCUUCAAGAACCCAAGGCUGGCAUUUGCCCCCUCUAUUCCAAGCUGUUUGGCCCUCCUUCUCUUCACACAUGAUCCUCCUCCCCUCUCUCUUACUCAGCUCCAUGGUUAUCCCUUGUGUCUGCGACCUUGCGGGACCAGUGCAGCGUCUCCUAUCUGUUGCAAUUUCAGCAUCUCUUGAGAACCUCCCUCUUCUUCUGAGCAAGUUUCUAGCCUUGAAAGGGUUCACAGCGAAGCCCGUCACCGCGUUUGAAAUUGCACAAACCCAGAAAACUGAAGUCCGGCUGCACCUGCCGUCACUCCCCCGGCCCUGCUCCUGCCGCUCAAUUGCA
Messenger RNA from Elgaria multicarinata webbii, 4094 nucleotides. RefSeq names its product Ras and Rab interactor like (gene RINL). Gene Ontology annotation, molecular function: guanyl-nucleotide exchange factor activity; small GTPase binding. The transcript is spliced from 11 exons. The record is from RefSeq and is a predicted model, not a curated record. Gene Ontology annotation, biological process: signal transduction; vesicle-mediated transport. Gene Ontology annotation, cellular component: endocytic vesicle; cytosol. Lineage: Eukaryota; Metazoa; Chordata; Lepidosauria; Squamata; Anguidae. The coding region runs from base 135 to 2603 and encodes 822 amino acids.